This is a messenger RNA of Cavenderia fasciculata, 2016 nucleotides long. RefSeq names its product putative protein serine/threonine kinase (gene mkcF). Bases 1 to 2016 code for a protein of 671 amino acids. Gene Ontology annotation, biological process: protein phosphorylation; intracellular signal transduction; regulation of MAPK cascade. NCBI's taxonomy places the organism in Eukaryota, Evosea, Eumycetozoa, Acytosteliales, Cavenderiaceae. Gene Ontology annotation, molecular function: protein serine/threonine kinase activity; protein binding; ATP binding. The transcript has 4 exons. Gene Ontology annotation, cellular component: cytoplasm. The record is from RefSeq and is a predicted model, not a curated record.
AUGGGAUACUAUUUAUUAGCGACAUCAGACUAUUCGGGUCCAACCGACGGACACCUUACCUUUACAAAGGGUACACGUAUAGAGUUUAUCGAGCGUGUCGAGAAUGGUAUGAUCAAAGGUAGACUCGAAGGAAAGAUCGGUCUUUUACCAUCGGCUUUGAUCACUCUUGAUACUAGACCAUUAUCUGUUAUAACCAAUCAACCAUUGGUAAAUAGAAAUCCUGAACCAACUCCAACAGUAGCAGCAGCAACACCACCACCACCAUCUACAUCGACAGUAUCAUCAACAGUAACAACACCAUCAUCUCCUUCAUCACCAGCACCCGUUCCAAAAGAACUAUCCAACAACCAAGAUUUAGAAGAAUCAUCGUCAUCAAAUUCAUCGUCAUCGAAUGACUUGGUUCAGGAAAGUGAUAGUAAAACAUCUACGACGACGACGACGACUACUACAACGACGACUGCAACGACAGCCGAUUCAUUCACACCAAAUACAUCGGCAUCCAACUUGGCAAAUCGCGAAAAACUAACAUCAUCGACCUCGUCAUUGGGAGAUUCUGGCAAUGAAGCAACCACAAACGGUGGUUCAACUUCAACCACAUCGACCAACCAAUUAUCAAACAGUAUGAACUCUUUGCAAUUAGAUGGUGCUGGACCUGUCAACCCAACCGACUCACCAUUCCAGAGUGCACCGGAAAAGAAAAAGAAAAAGGAAGAUUUGUCCACAUCGAAUGUCGGUCUCUUUAGAAAGUCAAAGAGUAAUAGUAGUACUGCCAAACGUCGUUAUGCCAAUAGAAAGCGUUGUCCACGUCUCUUUAUCAGUAAAUUUGAAGAUCUCCCAGACGACAUUAUCAAUGACCUCAAACAUGAAGAGAUACCAGUAUCCGAACUCAGAAAGAACAUCAAAGUAUUUUUGACUAUCAUCAAGUUCCUUACACGUCAAAAGAUUACCUAUAUUAGUCCCCCAUCUGAAAAGUCAGAGAAUAGUAAAGACGGUGCCACUGCCAAAAAGGAAAUCCAAACCUCUGCACUAGACGAAGAAUUGGAAUUGGAACAAAUCAAGGACGAAACUGAAAGAAAGACAAAGAAAUUAGAAUUAAAGUUGUCAAGAAAGAGAACAUUAACUGGUGUCAAACCUGAAUUCAUUACAAAGGCAUCUACCUUGGUUAAAACAAUUCCAGACAUUAAAAAGAAAAUGAAAUUUGGUCAAUUAAUUGGUAAAGGUGGAUAUGGUAAAGUAUUUGAAGCACAAUGGGAAAAGAAAAAGGUAGCAAUUAAAGUAGUACAUUAUAGAGAUGCCAAGGAACAAUUAAAUGUACAUUUGGAGAUUGGAUUUUUAAACAAAUGUCGACACCCAAACAUUGUCGAUUUCAAGGGUGCCGUGGUACACGACGGUCAAAUGUUUAUUGUCACAGAGUUUAUGCAAGGUGGUACGUUGGAGCAGGCAGUAUCGUCGAGUCAUAUUUUCAAAGAGACUCAUAUUGGUUACAUUGGAAAGGAGAUCCUCAAGGGUAUUGCUUACCUACACGAAAACAAAUUGGUGCAUCGUGACAUAAAGAGUGGCAACAUUAUGAUCUCGCUCGAAGGUGACAUCAAGUUGGUUGAUUUUGGGUUGUGUGCAUCUGUCGAAAAUGGUGCCAGUCACCAUAUGGUCGGCAGUCCCUAUUGGAUGCCACCCGAGAUGAUCAAGGGUGAGCCACACAGCUUCCCCGCCGACGUUUGGAGUUUUGGUAUCUGCAUGUUGGAAAUGAUGUACAGAAAACCACCUCAUCGUGAAUCUCGAUUCAAAUCCAUGUUUUACAACUCUACCCAAGGUAUCGAUGUCACUAAAUUCAAGUGUUCAUUAGAUCUCAAAGAUAUGCUUUGGCAAUGUUUUGAAAUGGAUCCUUCAAAAAGAUCAAGUGCUAAUAAGUUAUUAAGACAUCCAUUCUUCCAAAGAGCUGAAACCAAACAAGGAAUGAAGGGAUUAUUUGAUAAUAUGUUCUUACAAAGAAAUCUUAAUAAUACUGGUUUCUUUUAA